GCUCGACGCCUGCUGAGGGGCGAGGCUGGGCCAGGGGGCGUGGGCUUUUCUCCCCCUCUUGGCCCCGGGACAUAACCUAAUUUAAAAAGCCCCGAUUAUUUAAAUCUUGUGUGGGCAGUUUGCAGGCUGUGUGUGUCCCUGCAGGGAUGGGAUACCUGAAGCUGCUGGUGAUGAAGGACUUCAAGUCCUGGCGGGGGGAGCAGGUCAUCGGCCCCUUCAUGAGGUUCAACUGCAUCAUUGGGCCCAACGGAGCAGGUAGAAAAUCUAACAUAAUGGAUGCUGUUAGUUUUGUGAUGUGUGAAAAGAUAUCUAACUUGCGAGUUAAAAGUGUUCGAGAACUUAUUCAUGGAGCACAUGUUGGAAAACCAGUUUCUUCUACAGCAAGCGUAAAGAUAGUAUAUUGUGAAGAAGAUGGGGAAGAAAAAACAUUUUCAAGAGUUAUCCGUGAUAGUUGUUCUGAAUUUAUUUUCAAUGAUAAAACAGUCACCCGAUCUACUUACAUAUCUGAGCUUGAAAAAAUAGGCAUACUUGUCAAAGCUAGGAAUUGUCUUAUUUUUCAGGGAACAGUAGAAUUGAUUGCAAUGAAGAAGCCAAAGGAAAGAACUCAACUUUUUGAACAAAUCAGUAAUUCAUGGCAAUAUGCUGAGGAAUAUGAAAGAAAAAAGAAAAAAAUGGAGCAAGCAGAAGAGGAUGCACACUUUAAUUAUAACAAGAAAAAAAGUGUUGCAGCAGAACGCAAACAAGCAAAGAUGGAAAAAGAGGAGGCAGAUCAUUACCAGAUGCUCAUCAAGGAAAUACAUGAAAACAGGAUACAGCUACAGCUUUUCCAGCUUUAUCACAAUGAAAAAAACAUCGACUUUCUGAAAAAAAGUUUGGAUGAAAAGAAUAUGGAGGCUAGUAUCAAGAAAGAUUCCCUUGCUACAGGAGAAGACGAAUUUAGAGCCAAGAAAAAAGUGCUUGGUGUACUAAAUAGAGAUCAACAACACAUGGAAGGAGAAAUUAAGACUCUUCAAGUGUCACUGGUUCAGCAUAGAGCCCUCUAUAUAAAAGCAAAAGAAAACACUUCCUACCAAAUCAAGAAAGUAGAAAUGUCUAAAAAAUCUCUGAGGGACAAGGAGAAAUACUGUGAUAAGGAAAAGCAGAAUAUGAAAGACCUGGAGAUAGAACUGUAUGAAACUGAGAAGGCAUGGAGAGAAUUUGAGAAGAAAACUAAAGAGGAGAUACUGCAGAGAGCAGCAGAUAUUGAGCUGAGAGAAAGUCAGUUGGAGCACUAUAAAGAGCUAAAGGAAAUAGCAAGAAGGAAAGUGGCUACACUAACCCAGCAGCUAGAAAAACUUCGGUGGGAGCAAAAAGCGGAUCAAGAAAGGAUGAAACUUAAUAGGAGAAAGAAAAAAGAAGUUGAGGAAAACAUUAAACAGACUGUGGAACGGAUAGGAGAGCAUAAAAGACGAAUAGAGAAGUUGGAAGAGUAUACCAAGAUAUGCACUGAGUCAUUGGCAGAGAAAAAACACCAGAAAGAAAUGCUUACUAAGGAAAUAGAAAAUUCAACAAUACGAAUGGCUGAAGUGAAUGAAGAAUUGAACAAAAUAGUUGGUGAACUGCAAAAUGCCAAGAUUGAUUACCACGAAGGAAAGCGUCAGCAAAUGAGAGCAGAGAUCCUGGAAAGUCUCAGAAGACUGUAUCCAGAUUCUGUGUUUGGAAGACUGCUUGACUUGUGCCACCCUAUUCAUAAAAAAUACCAGCUUGCUGUUACCAAAGUGUUCAGCAAAUACAUGACUGCUAUUGUUGUUGCCACGGAAAAAACAGCAAGAGAUUGCAUUCGGUUCCUAAAACAAGAACGAGCUGAACCCGAAACUUUUCUUGCUUUGGAUUACCUUGAUGUUAAGCCAAUUAAUGAGAAGUUAAGAGAGAUAAAAGGAGCUAAAAUGCUGGUGGAUGUUGUACAAACUCCCUUUGCUCCACUGAAAAAAGUAAUUCAGUUUGUGAGUGGGAAUGGCUUGGUCUGUGAAACAGUUAAAGAAGCAAGACAAAUAGCAUUUGAUGGACCAGUGAGGUUGAAAACAGUGGCACUUGAUGGAACUUUAUUUUUGAAAUCUGGAGUGAUUUCUGGAGGAUCAAGUGAUUUAAGAUUUAAAGCCAGAUGUUGGGAUGAUAAAGAAAUAAAUAAAAUGAAAGAAAGAAGAGAUAGCUUGAUUAAUGAACUAAAGGACUUAAUGAAGAUCAAACGUAAGGAGACUGAUUUGAAGCAGUUGCAUGCUCAGUCUCAUGGAACUCAGACACGGCUUAAAUAUUCACAGACUGAAUUAGACCUUAUUAAAAAGAAACAUCUUGCUAAUCUCUACAUGGAGAAAUCAAAGCUGGAAAGUGAACUAGUAAAUACUGAGUCUCAGCAUGAUAUGAUAAAUGAAGGAGUGCUACAGAGAGAAUUAAAAAUAGAAGAAUUUCAGAAGAAAAUCAAUGAGGCUGAAGAUGCUGUUUUCAGGGAAUUCUGUGAAGAAAUUGGCAUAGAAAAUAUACGUGUGUAUGAACAAGAACACGUGAGACAGCAAGAGGAGAUCGAUAGAAGAAGACUGGAGUUUGAAAGUCAGAAGACACGACUAAAUGUUCAGCUGGAAUAUAAUCGUGAUCAUCUACAGAAAUUAAUAGACACAGUCAGCAAGUUGAGGGAAACAAUUCAAAAAGAUGAAUUGGAGAUUACUGGGCUACUUAAGGAUGGGGAAAAGCAUCUAAAAAGGGUGAACGAAAUUGUGGAGGAGGAGCAAUGUCUUAAGGAUACAUUAAGUGCUCAUAAAUCUGAGAUUAUGAAAACCCAAAGUGAAGUUGAAGAGUUCAGAAAGAAGUUGUUAACUCUUAAUAGGGAAGCUGCAAAAUUACAAAAGGAAGCUGCAGCUAUAGAAACCUCAUUGGAAGAUAAAAGAUUAAGGAGACAUAAUAUGCUUCUUGAGUGCAAGGUGCAGGACUUGAAAAUAAAUCUCCUAUUUGGAUCACUGGAUGAUAUCAGUGAAGUAGAGCUAGGAACUGAAACAGAAGGCACUCAGACUACAACUAUCUAUGACAGGGAAGAGGCAAUUAAGAUAGACUACAGUGGCCUAGCAAAUGACCUGAAGGACCUGGAGUCUGAUGAAGAGAUAGAGGCUCAUCUGAACCAGAUGCAGCAGGAAAUAAAAUCUAAAGAGAGUACUUUAAUGAAGACAGCUGCUCCAAACCUGAGAGCAUUGGAGAAAUUACAGAUAGCUCGGGACAAGUUCCAAGAAUCAAUGGAUGCUUUUGAGACCAGCAGAAAGGAGGCCAGAAUAUCCAAGCAAGAAUUUGAACAGGUGAAAAAAAGGAGAUACGAGCUUUUUAGCCAGUGCUUUGAGCAUGCCUCCAUAGCUAUUGAUCAGAUCUACAAAAAACUUUGCAGAAACAGUAGUGCUCAGGCAUUCCUUAGUCCUGAAAAUCCUGAGGAGCCUUAUCUGGAAGGCAUUGGCUUUAACUGCGUGGCUCCAGGAAAGCGCUUUAUGCCAAUGGACAGUUUGUCAGGAGGAGAAAAAACUGUGGCAGCUCUGGCUCUUAUAUUUGCUAUACACAGUUUUCGGCCAGCACCUUUUUUUAUUUUAGAUGAGAUAGAUGCUGCCCUGGAUAACACAAACAUUGAUAAAGUAUCAAGUUUCAUUAGGGAGCAGGCACGUGAACAGUUUCAAAUGAUAGUUAUUUCUCUGAAGGAAGAGUUUUAUUCCAAAGCAGAUGCAUUGAUUGGAGUGUGUCCAGAGCAUGAUAACGGUAUGUUCAGUCAGGUACUGACUUUGGAUCUUACCGAGUAUCCAGAUGACCAAGAAGAAAUGGAGAAAUACAUACAAAGUUCUUUAUAAAAAUAAAACAUGGAUAACUUCAGGGCCAGGCGACAAGGAGAAGCAUGUUUACAGCUGACUGUUAAAAUCUGAAAGUGGGUAUUAGAGGUCAAUAGAUAAACGUUUAUAUUUAAAAAAAAAAAGUAUUCUAAAAUUUGGAGGGAGUUACUCAUUGAUACAGUUUGUUAACAAGAGAGAGACAGUUUUUUUAUUAAGUGUGUAUUAUUCUGGUAAGCAAAGUCUUUUCCUCAAAGGUAUUUUUUAUGUUUUUUCUGUCUUAAGAUGAAGGAUUAUGGGUUCACAUAACCACACUGCAUUACAGAGAAGUAAGACUUUUUUUUUUAUAAGAAAUGUGUUUAGAUUUAUUUCCAGUGCAUGUUAACACUGGUCUUGUCAGGACCUUUACAGGUCUUUGUGUUGCAGGUGCAUAUUUGCUUUGAGAUAGGAUUAUUUCCAGUAUCUUGAUACUUUAAAAAACAGGAAUAUAGCCAUUGUCUUGUAUGACUUGUGUGAUGCCUUUGAUACUUCAGCUGUCCACUGAUACCUUACGAAAACAGUGAGCUUUACAAAAGCUUACCUUACAUCUCUAGGGAUUUAAUGUGACCCGGAAAAAAAUUCCAAUGUAUUGUACCCUAUACACAACAGGGAAGAAUAAAACAGGUGUGAGGCAGCAGCCAUACAGGUAGCAGCCUUAGAAAAAAGUAUCUGCUAUUAUUUUGCAAUUGAGUUGACAGCUACCUGUUAUAUAGCUGUCCCACUCCCAUCAAUCUUGCUGGCUGUGCUUCAUCUAAGAAACACCAAUAAUAAAGUUGGUUACAGAACACUAUUUGAGAGCUAGAAUCAAUUAAUCUGGCCUGUGUUUUACCUUGGUGCAUACGGAAGACCUUUAUUUGGCUUAUGCUGCUCCUAAUUACAUCUUGUGUUCAUAUAUUAACUUCCUGUAGUCCACCAUGCUUAUUACACACUUACACCUUGUAAUGUCUUGCUUCUACAGUGCUUGUUGCACACAGUUGAACACUGGAAAGUUGAGGUUACUGCAUAAGGAAGGAAUGACCUAUGUGAACGUUAGAUAGUGUGUUCCUAUGGAAAGCAUUUCAGUCACCUAAGUGAACACAUUUAACUGUAGAGAAAUGUUUAUCGAAUAGUUAAUGUUGCUGCUACACUCCAUUAAAUGAUUUACUCUGAACAUAAUCCAUAAAUUUGUAAUCCUUAUUUAAAUGUCUAAUAACAAGCAUGACAGUGCUUUUAUUGGUGUGAAGGAUGAAUAGAAGAGCAACUGCUGAUGUUUUUCAAAGAUCUUUGAUCCACAUCCAUCCGUAUAUUGCAAAUACAUAAGCUUGGGGUUUUAACCAUUUAUGCAGAACACAUGGUUGAAAUAAAAAAAUACAGUAAAGAACUAAACAACGUGUAAAGAAAGGUAAAAACUACAUAUAUUAGCUACUAUACAAGACUGGCCUGGUUGAUUUUAAAUAUUAAAGCAUGUAUUAAAUGUCCUAUCAACUUUAUUAUACAACAUAAACAAAACAGGAUAAUAAAUGGUCAACAAGACUGUUUCAGUCAGUAAAUAUCUUAGACCCAUUUUAAAAAAGUACAAAAAGAACCAUCUAGAGUAGACUCAGCAAACAUUUAACAUGUCCAGUUGUAGGGUUAGUUUCUUCACUGUACUCAGGUAGUGAUUUCAAUGAGGCUUUAAACAAGUUACUCUUUCACGUAACUCAUAAAUCAAAUGCAACAGACCGCACGUUCUGUCCUUUUUGACUGUUUUAAAUCCUGAGGUAGCUUUAAGGCAACCCUGUCCAUACAGUGGCUAAAAUGUAAAUGGAUGACAGUAGUUACAUGAUAGGGGUAUAACCCACAAAAUAACCCAUUAAUUACUUAUCUGCUUUUCCAGAUUCAAAUGCAAAGCACUUGAGUAAGGAAAGGCUGUUGUACAAGUCACCAGUGUCUACAAAACCGAAGAAUCACUAACGUUUAGUUGCAAGUUGAUCCUCACAAGAGGGAGGGAAUGUGGUUUUUUAAUGUGGAUCUGCUUUGAGGCACAGGAUAAAGUGCUACGUGACUUUAGGGUACAGCUUAAACUGACCUCUUAAGGACUAUUUAUCUGUAAAUUAUGCUGCGGUUUGAAGCAUCAGUUUAAGUGUUCUAAUCUGAUACAUCAUAGUCCAAACCAGCAUACCUAACCACUGAAACUACCCAGUCAUGCUGACUGGAGAGGCAAGUUCCAUAGGUUAGUCUUACCAGUAAUGGUACACGAUGCUAAAAGACAAUUUUCAAAAGUGAUGUGUGCAGAAAUGCAAUGUCUCAAAGGGAAGAGAUGCAUUUGGCCACCUUUCAGGCUGGUUUUACUUUAACUUUGAAAACAUGGUUGGGUUCUUUGGGUUUUAGUGGAUGAUAGAAUUCCUAAGUAUGGUUUCUAAAUAUGGAGUAUUUUCAUCUGAGAUUGGAGGAUGAAUGCACAUGUAUUGUUUAGAUUGCUUUUCUAUGCAAAGUGGCUUCAGAAAUUUCAUUUGCCUACUUCAGAACAGGGACAAGGACAUCCCCCACCAAAAGAACUCUAACCAUCUCAGCAGUGAUUAGUCUAAAAAGAAGCAUGUGUCUUAGUUUCAAGCUUUUCAUUUUGUGAACAUGCAGAAGUUGUUUUCCAUAUAAUCAUUUAGGUUGGAAAAGACCUUUAAGAUCAUCAAGGCCAACCAUUAACGUAGCAAUGCCAAGUCUACCACUAACCCAUAGUCCUAAGCACCACAUCUACACAUCUUUUAAAUACCUCCAGUGAUGGUGACUCAACCACUUCCUUGGGCAGCCUUUUCCAAUGCUUCACAAUGCUUCCAGUGAAGAAGUUUUUCCUAAUACCAACCCUAGGCCUCCACUGGCACAACUUGAGGCCUAUUGCUUCUCAGUCAGAGAAGAGGCCAAUCACCGUCUCUCUACAGCCUCCUUUCAGGUAGCAGUAGAGAGCAAUAAGGUCUCCCCUGAGCCUUCUCUUCUCCAAACUAAACCACCCCAGUUCCCUCAGCCGCUCCUCAUAGAACUUGUGUUCCCAGCCCUUCACCAGCUUCAUAGCCCUUCUCUGGGCAUGCUCCAGGACCUUGAUGUCCUUCUUGUAGUGAGGGGCCCAAAACUGAACACAGUAUUUGAGGUGCAGCUUCAUGAGAGCAGAGUACAAGGGGAUGAUCACCUCCCUGGUCCUGCUGGCUACACUAUUCCUGGUAGAAGCCAGAAUGCCGUUGGCCUUGACCACCUGAGCACGCUGCUAGCUCAUGUUCAGCCAGCUAUCGACCAAUACCCCCAGGUCCCUUUCUGCCAGGCAGCUUUCCAGCCAACCACUCUUCCCCCAGCCUGUAGCACUGCAUGAGGUUGUGCCCCAGGUGCAGGACCCAGCACUUAGCCUUGUUGAACCUCAUGCAGUUGGCCUUGGCCCAUCGGUCCAGCCUAUCCAGAUCUCUCUGCAAAGCCCUCCUACCCUCAAGCAGAUCAACACUACAAGCUUACUGACAGUGCACUCAAUCCCCUUGUCCAGAUCAUUGAUAAAGAUACUGAAGAGAACUGACCCCAUUACUGAGCGCUGGGGGACACCGCUGGUGACUGGGCUCCAGCUGGAUUUAACUCCAUUUACCACAAACUCUGUGGACCCAGCCCUAUCACUUUCACUUCCCCAUACAACCUCAUUUGCGCUAUGUGCUCUCACAAGGCAUUACAGAUCAGCUCCACAAGGAACCUCAGAGAAACCUGCCUGAAGCAACCUCCAGGACCCCCAAAUACAAGUGGGCUCGUAUCAGCACAAGAAUGACCCUGAAUAUGCUCUCCUGCAGACACUGAGGUGAGAGGCAGCUGACUAGAAAAUUCCAGAAGAUCAGCAGUGUUAACAACUGAAGCAGUGAUUCUGUCAGUCUAGUGCUGGAACAAUUCAGUGCAAGGUGAAGUGACAGUACCUCAGGAAAGAAGUGAAUGUACUGCCUAACUUUAGUCAUUUGAGUAGUUCAACUGACAAAGUUACACAUUAGAAAAUGUCAGAUACAUAAUUAGAUACUACCCUGUUUUAUUUCCACUACAUUAAGACUGUCCAUUGUCUGCUGAGAUAACUGGCAGCAUACUCUGUUUAAACAACCACUAGAAUAUUUCCAUGGAAAUAUACUGCAAAAGGGUCAGUAAGCCCCCACAUAUGCCGCUGUAUUUUUCAUGCUUUAUUUUCCCCCCCUGUAAACUCAUGCCUUAGUAGGCUGACAAAUGAAAAUGAAUGCUUGUGCUAAAAGCGUAAAAUAGGGAAGUUAUUGUGAUGUAGGUUCCAUAAAUGCAAAAUAUUUCCGGCUCAAAGCAGCUUAGAGGUCUGAAUCUUGCAAACAUGUACUGACAGACCCCCUGAAGAGAUCAACCUCCUGCAGCCUAAUUGCAGAUCAGUUGAU
Messenger RNA from Cygnus olor (mute swan), 8230 nucleotides. RefSeq names its product structural maintenance of chromosomes 1B (gene SMC1B). Lineage: Eukaryota; Metazoa; Chordata; Aves; Anseriformes; Anatidae. Gene Ontology annotation, molecular function: protein binding; ATP binding; DNA binding. The coding region runs from base 147 to 3851 and encodes 1234 amino acids. Gene Ontology annotation, biological process: sister chromatid cohesion. The transcript has 25 exons. The record is from RefSeq and is a predicted model, not a curated record. Gene Ontology annotation, cellular component: cohesin complex; chromosome; nucleus.